Scomber scombrus (Atlantic mackerel) is the source of this 3483-nucleotide messenger RNA. It is a transcript of the gene picalma, whose product is annotated as phosphatidylinositol binding clathrin assembly protein a. The record is from RefSeq and is a predicted model, not a curated record. Gene Ontology annotation, cellular component: extrinsic component of presynaptic endocytic zone membrane; clathrin-coated pit; synaptic vesicle. Bases 188 to 2026 code for a protein of 612 amino acids. Gene Ontology annotation, molecular function: clathrin heavy chain binding; SNARE binding; phosphatidylinositol-4,5-bisphosphate binding. NCBI's taxonomy places the organism in Eukaryota, Metazoa, Chordata, Actinopteri, Scombriformes, Scombridae. Gene Ontology annotation, biological process: clathrin coat assembly; clathrin-dependent endocytosis; synaptic vesicle budding from presynaptic endocytic zone membrane. The transcript is spliced from 21 exons.
GUCUGGCUCCGGUAUGUGAGAAAGACUUGUACGGGAAGAGGAGAGCAGACCGUAGACGUGUGGGAUCGAUUAAAAGACUGGGUGGCACAGACCUUUAGAAGACCGACACCGUCCACAAAGGCCAGGCUACUCCGCUGGAUAGUGAACCAUUAGUGUAACGGUUACCGUGUAUUGUAGCAGAUACAGGAUGUCUGGACAGAGCAUUACAGACAGGAUAACCGCCGCUCAGCACAGUGUCACCGGCUCGGCCAUUACCAAAACUGUGUGUAAGGCGACUACACAUGAAAUAAUGGGCCCAAAAAAGAAACAUUUGGAUUACUUGAUUCAGUGCACAAACGAGAUGAAUGUGAACAUCCCUCAGCUGGCUGACACACUGUUUGAGAGGACCGCCAACACCAGCUGGGUGGUUGUCUUCAAGUCCCUCACUGCCACACACCAUCUGAUGGUCUACGGCAACGAGAGAUUUAUACAGUAUCUGGCUUCAAGGAACACACUAUUCAACCUCAGCAAUUUUUUGGAUAAAAGUGGCCUUCAAGGCUAUGACAUGUCGACAUUCAUCAGGAGGUAUAGCCGCUACCUGAAUGAGAAGGCUGUGUCCUACAGACAAGUUGCUUUUGAUUUCACUAAAGUGAAAAGAGGGUCUGAUGGAGUGAUGAGAACUAUGAACACAGAGAAACUCCUCAAGACCAUCCCUAUCAUCCAAAACCAGAUGGAUGUGUUACUUGAUUUCAAUGUCAAUGCCAAUGAACUGACAAACGGUGUUAUCAACGCAGCCUUCAUGCUUCUGUUCAAAGAUGCCAUCCGACUGUUUGCAGCCUACAACGAGGGCAUAAUCAACCUCCUGGAGAAAUACUUUGACAUGAAGAAAGUCCAGUGCAAAGAGGGCCUCGACAUCUACAAGAAGUUCCUUACACGAAUGACAAGAAUCUCAGAGUUCCUCAAAGUUGCAGAGCAAGUGGGCAUUGAUCGAGGGGACAUCCCAGACCUGUCUCAGGCCCCCAGCAGCCUGCUGGAUGCCCUGGAGCAGCACUUGGCCUCUUUAGAGGGAAAGAAAGUCAAAGACUCAACAGCAGCCAGCAGGGCUAGCACCCUCUCCAAUGCUGUUUCCUCCCUGGCCAACACCGGCAUAUCUUUCACCAAAGUGGACGAGAGGGAAAAACAAGCAGCGCUGGAGGAAGAACAGAGUCGCCUAAAAGCACUUAAAGAGCAGCGUCUUAAGGAACUCCAGAAGAAUCCUGCUGCAGCUACCACAGACUCCUCCCCCAUCUCUACAAUGGGUGGGACCAUCAACUCAGCCCCUGCCAUUGACCUCUUCUCCACCCCCAGCUCCACUAACAGCACCUCUAAGGCAGCCAACGACCUGCUGGACCUGCAGCCUGCUUUCCAGCAGUCGCUGCCUCUCUCCACCACCAACACAUGGGGAGACUCCUUCUGUGGGCCAAGCCCUUACACCACCACUCCUCUCUUCCAAUCUGAGCCCCCUGCUGUAGCUGGUCUAUUCAGAGGGUUUACAGCCUCCCCAACACCCCAGCAGCCACAAAACGCUCGAAGCCUUAACGUUGACUUUGACUCAGUAUUUGGUAACAACACCAACGCCAACAACCUGGAUCCCACAGUGGCAUCCUCACCCAAUCAGAGCAUGACCCCCAACGGCCAACAGUCUCACAAGCUGGUGUCCACCGACCUGGACUCCUCACUGGCCAAUCUUGUGGGCAAUCUGGGGAUUGGCAAUGGCACAGCAAAGAAUGAUAUUCACUGGAGUCAGCCAGGUGAGAAGAAGCUGACAGGUGGGAACAACUGGCAAGCCAAGACCACUCCCUCCACCACCUGGAACCCUGCCACCAUGGCACCAUCUGUCAUGGCCUUCCCUGCAACCACACCAACAGGCAUGAUGGCAUAUGGAAUGCCCCCUAACAUGGGCUCUGUGAUGAUGACACAGCCCACCAUGAUGUACACCCAGCCGGUGAUGAGACCACCAAACCCCUUCGGUCCCAAUCCAGGCGCACAGCAGAUGCAGUUCAUGUAAUCUGAGGGGGAGCGCCGUUUCCCGUCUGAAGAUGAUCCACGACAAAGUCAACUAUCCAAGCAAACCUGUAGUUUGCCUCUAAUGAACUCACCUCUCUCUGAGAACGAACGGCCCAAAUAAAGACUUGUUGAAUAAAAUCACGGUGACUCGGAGCGGCUCUGGCCAUCUCAGAGAGGCAUCACAGUGGACAUUGUGCCCAUCUAGUCAUGUCUAAGUCAUGGAAGGAGAAGAAGAGUACGUGCUGCCAUUCUAAAACCAUGUGGACAGGGAUCACUCAGCCCCCUCUGUAUCCUGGACUAAGAGAUAACCAGAACAGCUUUUUUUCACAUCACUGUUCAUGAACCUGGGGGGGAAAAAAACAAAACAAGUUGGGUUGUUGUCUCACAUACACACUGCUUGAGUUGUCUUUUUUUCUUUUUUUUUCGCUCCUCUUUUUCCAGGUGGGAGUCACUUCUUUUGAUUAUCAAUCAUGAUUACCUUCUUUAAACAUCCUCACAGAUUUCAAACUCCAACUGUUUAUACCACACAUUUGUUUUUUCUUUCUUUUUUUAUGUAUUGUUUGCAGUAGACAUUCCUUGUGUAUUGUUUGUAUUUAUUUAUGAUUACCUUAAAGAGAGGAUGACAUUUAAAAAGAAAAAAAGGAAAUGUAACUAGUCAUUGACCUUCUCCUUGCAGGAGGUCUUCAGGUUUAUACAUAGGUAUGAUUGAUUGUAGAAUUGGAUUUUGAGUGAUUGAGAUGAUUUUUAAAAAGAAAAAAGUUAAUAUAAAGUUUAAAGAGAUGACACAUUUUGCUGUUGGGGCACUAAAAUAUUCUCUGUACUCGCAUGAUGCCUUGUACAGUUCUCUGUGGCUCAAGAGGUCACACUAAGGGUGUGUGUGUGUGUGUGUGUGUGUGUGGACGUCAAAAUUCAUUAACGCUGUCAAUUCAGUGGGGUCGAUUUCUAUGAAUUUGGCAAGGGAACAUUUUUCACAUCAGCAAAAGCACUACAUUUUGUGAUCGAGGCAGCAUCGCAUUGGAAAGGAAUCCGCAUUUAUGCUUUUGAUGCUUUUUGGCAUGCCGUUUAUUCUUACAUUUAACAAAGCCCCUGGCUGCCCCCCUUUUUCCAACCUGAAUGUGCAGGGUCUCUUUCAUGCUCAGAUCAUGUUUCCAUAGGUGAGCACUGGAGCGUUUAGGACGGUGGGGGUGGGCGGGGGGCACGGUGAGGCAUCAGGUGUAGGUUUGGGUCAGGAGCAGAGAGGUCCAGUUGUGCAGGAGAAUAGAGCGCUGUUGAUCGGUGCUUUGUGUAUAUAAAACUGAUCCUGCCAGUCACAGGAAUGGAUGGAUGCAGGUAUGAAAGAUGACCUGAACAUGAAAGUGGCCCAUAAUCCAUUAACUGAGCAUAUUUGCUGCAUUGUCCCUGCAGAUUAUAUUUUUGUUUGUUUGAUUUUUUCCAAUAAAGUGCAAGCUUCCACAGUUA